AUGACCGCAGCAGCCGUCGCUCACGCCUUCGUCGCCGGCUGGAUAGUGCGUUUUGGCGUCCCCACCACCAUCACUACAGAUCGCCGACGUCAGUUCGAGUCUCGCCUAUUCGCCGACCCCAUGAAGACCCUAGGAAUAAUUCGAGUACGCACGACUGCCUACCACCCUGCAGCCAACGGGAUGGUGGAACGUUUUCAACGCCAGUUGAAAACUUCUCUCCGCGCACACCACUCACAUCGCUGGACCGAGACCUUGCCAAUGGUCCUCCUUGGUAUUCGGUCUGCACUGAAGACGGACCUCCAAUGCUCGUCGGCCGAAUUAGUGGAGGGCGCCACCCUACGUUUACCCGGCGAAUUCCUCCAAAGCUCUUCACCGCGACGCUGCACCGGUCUUCCUGACGCUCAGCAGUACGCCGAGGCCCUCUGUAACACAAUGACCAAGCUACGCCCUGUACUCCACCGGACACCUCCUGCCACCCACGUUUUCGUCAGCCAAGACCUGAAGACGUGCACCCAUGUCUUUGUGCGCCGCGAUACCCUCCGCAAGCCCCCCGAUCCUCGCUACGAUGGCCCUUACCUCGUCGUCAAGCGUAACAUAAAGGCAUACGUCGUCGACGUCGGACGCCGUCACGACAUCAUCGCUAUCGACCGGCUGAAGCCAGCCUAUAUCGAAGACCCACCGCCUCUGGCUACUGUGACCUCGUCAGCCCCUUUGCACCACCCGGUUCUCUCUGCAGCUCCAGGCGACUCCACGUGCACUGGUCAACCCACCUGGUGA
Molecule: messenger RNA, 777 nt
Organism: Ornithodoros turicata
Lineage: Eukaryota; Metazoa; Arthropoda; Arachnida; Ixodida; Argasidae
Exons: 1
Coding region: 1-777 (258 amino acids)
Biological process (GO): DNA integration
Molecular function (GO): nucleic acid binding
Source: RefSeq, a predicted model, not a curated record